CACAAAGGCAUAGUAACAUCUCGCUAAGACUCUCUCUCUCUCUCUCUGUGUGUGUGUGUGUGUGUGUGUGUUUUUUUUAUCCUCUUUUGUCGUUCAAUAAUAUUGUUAAUUGUCUGGAAAGUAGCAUGUACAGUCCAAAGUUGCAGUCACUUUCUCCAUUCUCUACCAUUUCCAUUUGGCCACUAACACUAUAUAUUCUAUUUGCAUUAUUUGUGCCAUUUUUUGUUUGUGACGUGGCAUUACUUUAACCAAGAAUUAUCAAAAAAAGAAAAUCAAUCAGAACCAAAGCAGUGAAAGAGAGAGACAGUGUGUGAGAGGGGUCACCAGAAAGAAAACAACGGGAAAAUUAAAGAAAAAAGAAAAAAAGAAAAAAGAUCUCAUUGUUUUCCAUAAUUUUUGUUGAGUAAAGGUACUAGCUUCCUAUUGAUCCAGGUUCUGCCUCUUACUCCGCCACUGGAACUCACUGAAUUAGAGUAGGUGAGCUACUUUUUCAUUCCAAAUCCUAACUCAAACAUAACAUGGAACUUGCAUCUUUACCCAUUUUCUUGGAGGUUCAUCUGCAGCUGUGAGAAUUUAGGAGAUUUAAGUUUUAGAAGGCUAUGUCUGUUAGGUUUAGCAUCUUAAGAAGGACAUAAAGCAAACAAAGUGUGGUGGGAGCAACUAUUGAGCAUGGAUUGGGACUGGAAAGAGUUUGCUUGGGAUCCAUGUGGGUUAGAGCUAGCUAACGGUGCCUUGGAUGGUCAGAAGAAUGAAGCAACUUCAGUGGAUUUGAGGCUUGGUGAGAUUUCUGAGGAAAAAUCAGCACCGGAUACUCCGAAGGACCCAAAAGACUCAAAAACUGUGUCAUCUCCAUCUGGGUCAUCAAAAAGAUCACGCCUUCAAAAUGGAUCACAGAACAUGUGUUGUUCUGUUGAUGGAUGCAAUUCUGACCUCAGGGAUUGCAGAGAGUAUCAUAGGCGCCAUAGGGUGUGUGAAAAGCACUCCAAAACCCCCGUUGUGUUGGUAGGGGGGAAGCAACAGCGGUUCUGCCAGCAAUGCAGCAGGUUCCAUUCACUUGGGGAGUUUGAUGAGGUUAAGAGGAGUUGCAGGAAACGUCUUGAUGGGCAUAAUAGGCGUAGGAGGAAACCUCAGCCACCCUCUCUUUUCAUGGCUGCUGAGAAAUUCAUGUACAAUUACAAAGGACCCAGAAUCCUGCAAUUUGGUAGCCCUCAAACAUAUGCGAACCCUAUUAUGAGAAAUAUGUGGCCUGCCACAGCCAAAACUGGAGCUGAAUCGGAUUAUGAUCCUCCUCGGCUAUUAUACAGAAUCGACAAGCAUAGGCAGGACAAGGGACAUCCUCUUUGGCUAGAAAAUGACCCUAAAGUAGUGAAUGGCAAUGAAGCAAUGCAUGGAACUCCAAUCUGUCCGCCUAUUCGUGGCGCCAUUGCCCCAUCAGCAGGUGGAAAGAGCAGCCGGAAGCUCUCUUCUGAUGGAAAACCUGGAUCUUUUGACUCAGGUUGUGCUCUCUAUCUUCUGUCAACACUUCAAUCACAAAGUCCAGAGUUGAGUAUGGUGCAAUCCAGCAUCACCUGUCCAACACAAUCUCCACCAGUGGCUGCGCAGAAUCAGUAUGCCUGCUUAGAAAGGCCAAAAGAUAAGCCUAGUGGUCAAGUAUUGGUCCUUGAUGCAAACACAACCACCCUUCAUCGCAGUGGAAUGCUUCAAAUGGGGCCUGAUGGAUUGGUUGAAAAUGAGGACUCACUAACAUUUCCCUCUUUCUGGGAGUAGGUAGCCAAGUGGUUGUCUUUGUUGGGAAUUUCAUGGAUUCAAAAAAACUUUUGUGUGUACUCCAAUAAUUAAGCUUAGACUUGUUCAAGCUUUGAGUAUGUGACACCUUUGUUCCUGUCCAUUCAAAUUGUGGUAGCACAUUUUAUUUUGCUUCGGAGGAUAAAAUGGAUUGUAUGCCAUUAACUAUGUCCUCUCAGUUGUCAUGAGAUCAAUUUGAACAGCCCAAGAAUUAUUUUCUUUAAUGAAAGACUUUUAGUUUUAGU
This is a messenger RNA of Abrus precatorius (Indian licorice), 2030 nucleotides long. Its product is annotated as teosinte glume architecture 1-like. Gene Ontology annotation, cellular component: nucleus. The record is from RefSeq and is a predicted model, not a curated record. Bases 670 to 1767 code for a protein of 365 amino acids. The transcript has 4 exons. Gene Ontology annotation, molecular function: DNA binding. Lineage: Eukaryota; Viridiplantae; Streptophyta; Magnoliopsida; Fabales; Fabaceae.